Macrobrachium nipponense is the source of this 3824-nucleotide messenger RNA. RefSeq names its product zinc finger MYM-type protein 4-like. Gene Ontology annotation, molecular function: zinc ion binding. NCBI's taxonomy places the organism in Eukaryota, Metazoa, Arthropoda, Malacostraca, Decapoda, Palaemonidae. The coding region runs from base 18 to 3824 and encodes 1268 amino acids. The record is from RefSeq and is a predicted model, not a curated record. The transcript has 15 exons.
UUUGUAUAUGGCGGCCGAUGACGUCACGACCGCCGACCAAUCACAACGCGGAAAUCAUCUUGUGUAUUGAAGGCUUGUGUUAUGGCCGCCAAAAAGUUCUCUUACUGAAAGUGACUCUUCUUGAUGUGUUGCAAUUUCUAGGAAAUCUUGGCCUGAAAGAUCUGAACACAAUGGACGAAUCCCAGCCUGAAAACAUGGAAGUAGACCCCUCUGAAGAAAAUAACAUUACCAGUAAGAGUGCUAGUAGUGGUGACAGUGAUAAAAAGGGAUCAAAGAACACAAACAACGAAUCAAAUAAUGUGGAUAUGGAAACAGAUGCUGUAAAUAAUACAAGUGAUGUGGAAAACUGUGAGCAAUCCAGUCAAAGUGUUAAAACCAGUGAGAGUGAAAAAGAAAUCAAUCACGAAGUAAACGAUAGCAAUUGUCAUUCAAGUCAGGAGAAAAGUAAGGAAGAUUCCAAUGACAAAGAAGGUAGUAAAAAUGGCCACAGUAACUCGCCUUCUGCAGACUCUUCAGGUAGCCCAGUACAGAGAAAAGAAAGUUCUCCAAAUAGGACGGAAGAUCAUGAAAAUGGGGGAGAGAAAAGUGACGCUACGAGAGAUGAUGAAACGCCAGUGGAUUGUGAAGAUUCUCAGCCUUCUGGUACUAAAGAAAACAGCUCUGGUGACAAAGCUGAAUCAGACAAAACUGGUUCAGAUUUGCCUGAAGAAGAAGAGGAGGAGGAGGCAUCUAGUGAUAAGAAAGAUGAAGCAGCUGGUAGCGAUGGAGUUGAAAAGACGGAAAAAGAGGGAGCGAGUGACAUUGAAGAGAUACCUGUUUAUAAGAAGCCUGCAGAACUUAUUGACCUUGAAGAUGACGAUGGUAAAAACUCAAAAAAAGCGUUGGCAGAAAAAGAGGAUGGAGAAGAUGAAAGCAAUACUGAAGAUGGCACAAAAGACACAGCAGCAGAUGAUAACAUGAAAGACACCAACACUGAGGAUAAUUCAAAGGAUAUUGCUGCUGAAGACAGCUCAAAAGAUAGCACAGGUGAAAGCAACUCGAAAGGUUUGAAAUUAAGAUCUCUAGCUUCCUUAGUUGACACAUCUGAAAAUGAUUCUACAGAAAUAGGGAAAAGUGAUGCAAACCCCUUGAAGAGCGGUUCCCUUGUGCCUAAUCCAGAAGCUUUUGGUGCCAUAGGGGAGAUUGUUGAACACAAAGAUAUGUUUUUCGACCCAGAUGCCGGAGGAUUACCUUUACGUAUCUCCAAUGUUGUGGGAGGUGAGGAUUGCAUCACAGGCCUUGCAAUGGAUGAUGAUAGAGAUAUGUUUUCUAGUAUUCAGAUUGCAUCGGUAACGACGCUGAUUGAUCCUAUUAGUCCUGAGGAUCCAAAUAAAGAAAAUGCAGAUGCAAAUGAAGAUGCAGACAUGGAUAAAUCUGAAAAUGCUAACUUAGAAUCUUCAGAAGAAUCUGGUAUCAAAAUUGUCAGUGCUGAAAGUUUGGCUUCCAAAGAAGAAGAUAAUGAGAAAGUUAAUGAUUCUUCGGGUCCUAAACUCCGUAUUAGCAGUGCUGUUUCAGAGAUAGCAAAAGAUACAGGUGUUAAAGAGUCGUCUGCUCAAGCGAUUGUGUACCAUAUUCUUCGCAGUAUUCUUACCAUGCCAAGGAUUUGCAUACAGUGUGGGAAGAAAGUAAAAUGUGACUUCCGUAUUACUAAAAAGGGAGAGCAUGGUACUUUCUCCUUCCUCUGUAGCAGUGAUUGUCGUAAUAAUUUCGUGAACAACCUCAAACCCACUGAGUGUGUUGAGAAACCACGGCUCAUCUUUGAGAAACUUUGUGGCAUGUGUCAUAAGGAUCUGACUACACAACCGAGAAGUGGACAGUUUUCUUGGGAAACUAGAGAAUUCUGCUCAGAAGACUGCUUAACAUCUCAUCUUGAAGAGGUUGCAAGCACGUGCCACAUGUGUAAUCAGGCUGUACGGCCAGUGUACAUUGGUAAAUACUGCGUACGGUUUGGUUCUGAUAUCCAUCAGUUUUGCUCAAACCAUUGCCUGGAGCGUUAUAAAACAAAGAUUAAAGUAUGUUGCUACUGCCAGAAAAAUGUCGAAAAUGUUAAUAAAGUGACAUCUCCAGCUAAUAAGGAAUAUUGUAGUAUCAAGUGUUUAAAACGUGCGCAGCGCAGAGAUAUAGGUCAACAAAAUUAUAGUGAGACUCGAUCCUGUACUGUAUGUCAGGCUCAAGGUUCAAACCGCUACGAAUUUCUUCUGAAUGGCGAGUCUCAGCAGCUCUGUUCAGAUCCCUGUCUCAAUGUAUUUAAAUAUGUCAACAAAGUUAAAGCAGUCACAUGCUGCCUAUGCUUCCGAGUUAUGAACGCAGAAGAUGUAAGCCAGUACCUUUAUCAUGGGGGUCACCAACUAAGAGUUUUCUGCUCUGAUUCUUGUGUAAAUGUUUUUGUAUUAUCUGCUCGUAAAAUUGUCAUCUGUGACACCUGUAAGGUAAAAAAAUACAACUUCGAUAUGAUUCAUCGACAAGUAGAUGAAGAAUUCAGGGAGUUUUACUAUUGCUCCUUACAUUGUCUGAAAACAAGGGACAUGGGUGCUACUUCUGCUGAUAAAACGGCUAACUCUAGCACAUCGUCUGGCGCAGUUGCUUCAGGUAACAUUUCCUCAUCUACUGAGGCCCCUAUUGCAGUUUGCAGUAUGUGUAAUACUGUGGCAAAAGCACAGUUUCAUAUGGUGAUGUCCGACAGCACGUUAAGAAGUUUUUGCCGUUACAAUUGUGCAUCGAGAUACAAGUCUACGUUUGGCUUUUUGGUAGAAGCAGCAGCUCAGCCAAAGGAUGCAUCAUCGCAAGCAAAAAAUGCAGCAGUUUCAACACUUAGACCAAAACCUACUUCACAGCUAACCUCAAAUUCAACUUCACCUAGUACAAAUUCAUCCAGUAAAGCAGCUACACCAGCACUCUCUCAAGAAACACUGCAGGCUACUACAGAACUGCUAAAGAUGCUCGUGCCACCAACUGUUGUAAACAAAACUACUAUGUGUAAACCUUCCACUUGUACAAAGGGGGUAUACUGCAAACCACAUCCAUGGCAUAGACAUACUCAGACAGACUUGGCUGGCAUUGAUAGCAACAUGUCCGACAAAGAGUACCCACCUAUCCUGCCGGUACCAAUUCCCUGUUAUGUACCUGCACCUAUGUGCAUGUAUAACGUUCCAUGUCCGGUUCCUAUCUUUGUUCCAAUACCUCUUCCUGUUCCUGUGUUUUUACCCACAUCAGCAAAAACAUCAAAGGACGUUGUAGCACUUAUGAAGAAAAUUCAAGAUGAGAUACCAACUGACCCAAUCCAAGCAGAAAUGUUACUUCUAGCCCGCCAAACAAUUGAACAAGAACAAGAGGAGGCCCGGUCCGAAGAUGCUGCAGAACAGGCAGAAGAGCCUGCAAGUCCUGUUGAUAACUUCACGACAUACUCUGGUGAUGAUGAGGCAGGUAAUGAUGAAGCUGUUAAUGAUGAGUUGAACUCUGCUGAUGAAGCUUGUCUCAACACAAUGGAAGAAGACUUACCAAGAUACCCCCUUCGAGACACAGAAAUGACUUCUAAUUAUAGUGAAACUGAAACUCACAAUGAAAACAAGGGCAAGAGAAAAAAGAGAGAAGAGGGAGACCGAGAAAAAAGACUCAGACGUGAUAGUGAUGAAUCUCAGUCCCUUUCUGAUGCUGAAGAUGUGGAUGAUCCAGAUUUCUUCCCUGAACCUGAAACUGUAUUAGAGGAAGAGUUCCAAGGACCUUUCCUCAAUGUAAGCAUUAACCCUUUAACGCUGAUUGGACGUAUUAAACGUCGAUAUACGUAA